AUGCCACCAGUGCAGUACUCUCCGAUCAAGCCUGUCAAUAAGAACAAUCCCAUGGUCAAUCCUGAGAUGAAUCUCAAUCCAGGAACCAUCUCGGAUCCAGCAGGAGUGACAAACCCAGCAGUUGUGCCAAAUUCAACGGGAGUUCCGAAUCCAGUGGAAGCGAUGAAUCCUGUGGUGAUCGUAGUGCCAAAUCCUCCUUCAAGAGCAGGCGAAUCAAGCAGUGGAUCAUCCUUCCAUGGAUUUCAUUGGCAGGAACAAGUGGACCGCGGUACCAUGACUAAACUGAACGGACUUUUCCGCCAACGAAGCCAGGUCGAGCAGAAGGUGGUUCGCAUCCAGUUCACCUUGCGAGACCAAAGACACCUGAGUCUGGCUCAGCUUAACGUCAUUACCGGCAAACUUGCAGCAGCCUACGAAGAAUUCAGCAGGUUCCACAGUGAAAUCAUGGCCCUAAUUCCCGACGACGCAGAGGACGAACAAGAAGAGAUCUACACUGCUUUCGAGGAUCGUCACGAUGCUGCAUCCACUGUAGUCCAGGAGAUGAUCAUAGCUCUCAACCGCAACACUCCUCCAGCCGUCGCCACACCGCACGUAGUGAUCCAGCAGCAACCCCUGAAAGUUCCGAUUCCCACAUUUGACGGGACUUACUCCAGCUGGCCUAAGUUCAAGGCAAUUUUCCAAGACCUAAUGGAAAAUUCUGCCGACUCUGACGCAAUAAAACUGUACCAUCUGGACAAGGCCCUAGUUGGAGCUGCUGCUGGCUCCCUCGACGCCAAAAUCAUCAACGAGGGCAACUACGAGCAAGCUUGGAGAGUGUUAAGCGACCGCUAUGAAAAUCAGCGGCUCAUCGUCGAAAGUCACCUAAGAGGCCUGCUCAACCUGAAGAAGAUGUCCAGCGAAUCAUCCAAGGAGCUGCGCUGUUUGCUCGACGAGGUAACCGGACAUGUGGAGAGCCUGCGAUAUCUCAAGCAAGAACUCACCGGCGUGUCUGAGCUUCUAGUCGUGUACCUCAUCACCGCUGCUCUCGACAAGGCUACUCGAAAGGCUUGGGAAUCUACAGUUAAAAGCACCGAACUGCCGAAGUACACUCCAACUGUCGAUUUUCUGAAGUCUCGCUGCCAAGUUCUGGAGAAUUUCGAGUUGUCACAGGUUCCAGCUUCGCCAGUUCUCAAACCGAAGCUCACGCAGUCGUCUCUCAAGCUGCCGCCCCAGAAGAGCAACGCAGCCGUGUGUUCAAAUCCAAGAGACACUUCCUGUGAUUUUUGCUCCGACCACCACUUCAACUACCAAUGCUCGGCAUUGAAGCAGUUGACCACAGCUCAAAGAGCAGAGAAGAUUCGAUCCAUCGGUCUUUGCUUCAAUUGCCUCCGUAAAGGUCACCAGUCGAAACACUGCCCUUCAGCCAAAACCUGCCGGAAAUGUAGCAAGAAGCACCAUACCUUGUUGCAUGCUGAUUCCAACCUAGAAAACACUCAGGACCUCCAAGACAACGUUUUCAAUCCGAAGUCAGUACACGACAUGAGUGCUUCUGCUCCCACCUCUCCAACUCUGAAGACAAGUCCGUUGGUGUCGACGAUCUGUUCAUGCAGUAAAGCAGCACUUCGAGCAGCACAGGAAACCAAAACUGUUCUGUUAUCCACUGCCGUGGUCCACGCUAUUCACAAGAAUGGCAAUCCGUAUCCAUGCCGAGUAUUGCUGGAUAGUGGAUCGCAGGUAAACUUCGUAACCGAAACCAUGGCCAAUCUCCUGAGAUUACCAAAAACGAAAGCCGACGUCCCUAUCACUGGAAUCAAUGCUUGUCGAAGCAUCGCUCGUGAGAAGGUUUCAGUCACUUUCCGCUCCAGGCUCACUGAGUUUCAAGCCACUAUUGAAUGCUUGGUGACUCCCAAGGUGACACCGUUCGUACCCUCUACAAGGCUGGACGUCAGUGACUGGGAUGUACCAGACACCAUUCAGCUUGCGGAUCCAAGAUUCCAUAUUCCCGACAAGAUCGAUCUACUCAUCGGAGGAGAACUGUUCUUUGACAUCCUCAAGCAUCACCGCAUCGAUUUGGGCGACAACCUACCCAUUCUUUGUGCUACCAGCCUCGGAUGGAUAGUGACGGGAACUAUCACUGCUCCAGCAACACCUGAGUCGUCAGUUCGUCACUCAAACAUUGCAAUUGUAGAAAAUGUUGAAGUGCUUAAGCAUGAUCCGUCAAUUUCCAGUAGUUUACCAACGAACAAAAUCUACGAGGACCAGUCUGUGUCGACGCAUUCUCGAAAUUCAACAGAUCGAUUUGACUUUCGACAUCCUUUCAAACGGACUGUGGAUCAACUUGAUAACCGGUGUGGUCCAGCACUUUCAGGAUCCAUCAUGUUGGAGAACCGAUUCAAACACGAUCCAAGCUCGCGGGACAGAUGCUUUAAUCGUCUUCCUGAACAUGAUUCCUGUGAGUGUCGUCAUCACCUCGAUGAAGCUAACAGCCUACCGCUUCAAGCCACGUGCUGCAUGCCCCAUCAUGCAGUUCUAUUCCCAACAUGCUCCAAUCGAGAAUCCUUCGAUACAGGUGUGAAGUCGCAGCCUGCUAUACAACCCUUGAACGAAGUUUUGAUGCUCGCCAACGAAGACAAAGAAGAUUCCGAUUUCCAGGUUAUGACCCAGCAACACUUUGAUGUCGAUCACACGUUUCUUGAAACUGAACCGGAGAAAAAUCUUGUCAACCACAUUGUGAUGGCACACAAUGAAUGCCGAGAACAAACAUGGAAUUCGGCUUCAUACGAAUCUUCACAGCAUACGUCGCCAGAGCAAAGAGAGAAACAUCUGCCACUCUACGAUGACAUCGUGAAGAAAAUGCUCAAGGUUCUCGCUAAGUAUGAAGAUGCCAAGGACAAUCGUUUUCCUAUCACCAACACAACGACCCAAUCGUCAGUCUUAUCCCAGAAAGCUAUGGAACAGCAUGAGUACUCUGAGAAUCAGCACCCCUCUGUUACACUCGAAACUUUUUCACCAGUUGGCAUAGUGGCUGAGCCCUCAAUCCAACACACUUGGAAAGUCAUGCCCAAUAGUGAAGAGCUACUAGACAACGAAUCUCAACAAAGGUGGAUAGAUCUCCAAAGUGCUAUACCUCAGUUGAAGCCUGUCCAAGUACCCAGGAGCGUACUGUUUCCCAAUGCGAUGGUCUACGAGAUACAAGAAUUAAAUGGCAUGGCAGUCACCGCCUACGGAUCAAUUCUUCAGCUACACGAAGCGGAUGUUUCAACCGAGUUACGCUUCCAAAACAUCAAGGAGCCCAAGGUUGUUUAUCUGGACGGAUACUCAGUUCCCCGAACAAGGUUCAUCGCUCCUAACUGCAAGAAGAAAUCUCCAGACUGA
Aedes albopictus (Asian tiger mosquito) is the source of this 3354-nucleotide messenger RNA. RefSeq lists its product as uncharacterized. The coding region runs from base 1 to 3354 and encodes 1117 amino acids. The transcript has a single exon. Lineage: Eukaryota; Metazoa; Arthropoda; Insecta; Diptera; Culicidae. Gene Ontology annotation, molecular function: zinc ion binding; nucleic acid binding. The record is from RefSeq and is a predicted model, not a curated record.